GAAAGGCAACGGAGAAAGGAGGCCGGCGCUACGGAACGACGACGACACUAGUGCCGCGGUGGUCGCGACGGCGGUGGUGGCGGCGGGGUCGGCGCGACGCGACGACUUGGCGGCGUGACAGCUAGACAGCGUCGGCGGUCCGUGGUGAAAAUCGCGGCGGGCGUUUUCGGGUCGCCCGAAAGCGUUUGCCCCUGCUACGACAACAGCAGCAAGGGUAACGACGCGGAGGUGGGCGUGACCUGCGGUGUUUGUUGCGCGGUGUUGGGGUCGAAAGGAGGAGCAAAACAAACGACAUGCACUCCGGAGUCGCAUGUCGGUGGCUGGCCUGGUCGCUGCUGCUGCUAAUGUUACUGUGUGUGUUGCCUGUCGCGCGGACCGUGGAGCGCCGUGCUGUGUGCUACGCGCCGGGCUCUGUCUUCAUGCAGCUGUUCUUCGUACAGGAGAGCGUUGAGCACUCUGUCUUGAUCACGGGCGAGAUAACCGGUCUCCAGCCAGGAGCCCACGGUCUUCACGUGCACGCCUACGGAGAUCUUACCAACGGCUGCAAUUCCACCAAAGGCCACUUCAAUCCCAUGCACAAAGACCAUGGUGCUCCAGAAGACCGCGAGCGACACGUCGGUGACCUGGGCAACAUCAAGGCCGAGGCUGAUGGCAAGGCCCGCGUGCACAUCACUGACAGCAUGAUCUCCCUCGUUGGACACCACAACAUACUCGGCCGCGCUAUGGUGGUACACGCCAACCCCGACGACUUGGGAAAAGGCGGGACAAACGAGAGCAAGGCGUCUGGCAGCGCCGGUGCCCGCUUGGCAUGCUGCGUCAUCGGCUUCGUUUCCAGCUCGGGAUGGACUAGGCCCGACUUGCGCCUUCUGUUCGCCGCGCUUGCCUUUGUCAGCAGCCUCUUCAGGCACGGCGUAUGAAUCCACGGGUUAUGCGUUGUCUUUCAUGUAUCUGUACAUAGCCUUUUUUUUUUUUUGUUUACGGCUUGUUAAAUAAAGUUGAUUUAGCUACUUGUA
Molecule: messenger RNA, 1013 nt
Organism: Dermacentor andersoni
Lineage: Eukaryota; Metazoa; Arthropoda; Arachnida; Ixodida; Ixodidae
Product: superoxide dismutase [Cu-Zn]-like
Biological process (GO): superoxide metabolic process
Molecular function (GO): copper ion binding
Source: RefSeq, a predicted model, not a curated record